CUUCGCCACUGCUGAUAGCACAGCCUGUGCAGGUUCGUCAGUGAUCUGUUCUCCUGCUGCUGUGACGGGCCUGACGCACAACUUACAGGAGGCCAGGGAUCAGUGAACUUGGAGGUCUCCACAAGAUGUUACCACAGCACCUGAAGCAGAUCAGAGUACUAAUGCUCAACGACAAGGAAAACUCGGAGAGGUCUCUGUUCAGACUUGAACAAGGUUUUGAGCUGCAGUUCCGCCUGGGCCCCAGUCUUCAGGGUAGGAGGGUUCUGCUGUACAGCAACUAUCCAAUCGAAGGAGAGCGGUUUGAACGAAAUAAAUUCCGUGUUUUGGCAUGGAGCUACCCAACAGGGCGUCAGGAUGACUCCGAUAAAUUCUGCUCUCUAGACCUCAAGACUGCUGGGUCCUAUCAGUACUACUUCGGACAUGGAGACACAGAGCAGUCAGGGGGAGGAUACGUUGUGGUUGAUCCCGUUCUUCGUGUUGGAGCAGAUAAUAAAAUCCUGCCAUUGGACUGCAUCACCAUCCAGACCUACUUGUCCAAAUGUCUGGGACACUUAGAUGACUGGGCAGAUAGACUCAGAGUUGCCAAGGAGUCAGGUUACACCAUGAUCCACCUCACUCCUUUGCAGACUCUUGGAGAGUCCAGGUCCUGUUACUCUUUAGCUGACCAGCUGUCCUUUAGCCCUGAGUUCAGCCCGGAAGGUCAGAGCUACACCUGGGCAGAUGUGGGGGCGCUGGUGGAGAAGAUCAGGACAGAAUGGAACAUGCUCUGUAUUACCGAUGUAGUGUAUAAUCAUACUGCUGCUAACAGUGUGUGGAUAAGAGACCAUCCUGAGUGUGGGUACAACCUGGUGAACUCUCCUCACCUGCGUCCAGCCUGGGUCUUAGACAGAGCUAUCUGGCAUUUAACCACCCGAGUAGCAGAGGGUUGCUACAAGGCUAAAGGCCUCACUGCUGAUAUUACCAAUGAGAGCCAUGUGAAUGCCAUACGCGGCGUGCUGUGGGAGGACGUGUAUCCUCAAAUCAAACUGUGGGAGUUCUUCCAGGUCAAAGUGAGCAGUGCUGUGGAUAAGUUCAGAAUCCAUCUUCAGAAUGGCACCAAGCCAGACCAAGGUAAGACUGGUGGGAAGAAGGGCCUAAAGAUCAUCCAGGACCCAAAGUACUGUCGUUAUGGUAACACAGUGGACAUGGACUCUGCCCUGGAGACAUUUGUGCCUCACAGCUCCUCCCCACAGCACAUUGAGGAGUGCUGUGACUGGCUGAAACAAAAGCUGAAUCAGCUGAAUGAAGAGCAGAACCACAUCAUGAAGCAACAUCAGGAGCAGGCUGCCAACUGCAUUGUGGGAAAUGUAGUGUACGAGCGUCUGGCCGACCAUGGCCCCAAGCUGGGUCCUGUUAGCAGGAAAGACCCUCUGGUUACCAGGUAUUUCACUUUCCCAUAUCAGGACAUGACUUUGCAGGAGGAGCUGCAGCUGCUGGACCAGCCAGACAAGACCUGUCACUUUCUGGCUCACAAUGGUUGGGUGAUGUCAGAUGAUCCACUGCGUAACUUUGCUGAGCCAGGCUCUAAUGUGUAUCUGCGUCGAGAGCUGGUCUGCUGGGGGGACAGUGUCAAGCUGCGAUAUGGCAGUGGCCCAGCGGACUGUCCAUACCUGUGGGCUCACAUGCAGAAAUACACUGAAAUCACAGCCAAAUACUUCCAUGGAGUCAGACUGGACAACUGCCACUCAACACCAUUACAUGUAGCUGAGUACAUGCUGGACGUGGCCAGAACCGUGUGUCCUAACCUGUAUGUGGUGGCUGAACUGUUCACCGGCAGUGAGGAGCUGGAUAAUGUCUUCGUUACCAGGCUAGGGAUCACAUCACUGAUACGAGAGGCCAUGUCUGCUGGCGACAGCCACGAGGAGGGACGACUCGUCCAUCGCUACGGAGGUGAGCCAGUAGGAGCCUUUGUUCAGCCCAGUCUCCGCCCACUCAUGCCCUCCAUCGCCCAUGCCAUGUUCCUCGAUGUUACCCAUGACAACGAGUGUCCCAUACAGCUGCGCUCAGCAUUGGACUCUCUGCCCAGUUCUGCUAUGGUCUCAAUGGCCUGCUGUGCUACUGGCUCCACCAGAGGAUAUGAUGAAUUAGUACCACAUCAGAUCUCUGUGGUGAAGGAGGAGCGUUUUUACCCCAAGUGGAACCCCUCAGCCUCCCCCACCACCACUGGUGAGGUUGGAUUUCAGAGCGGUAUCAUAGCUGGGAAAGUGGCUCUCAACAAGCUGCACCAGGAGCUGGCUGCACAGGGAUUCAUACAGGUGUAUGUAGACCAGGUUGAUGCAGACAUUGUUGCAGUCACUCGUCACUGUCCCAGCACGCACCAGUCUGUGGUGUCAGUGUGCAGGACAGCCUUCUGGAACCCCAAAACCCACCAGUACGACGACAACGUCCCGCCCAUGUUCAUACCUGGGAAGAUAGAGGAAGUGGUGCUUGAGGCGAGGACGGUGGAAAGGCAUGCUGGGAGCUAUAAGAGGGAUGACUCCUACAUCAAUGGCAUGCCAGAGUAUACUGUGGAAAUAAAAGAACAUAUACCGUUAGAGGAGAGUGAAGUGGUGAAGCAAGCUGAGGUGACAUCGAAAGGUCGAUCAGAGUUUGUGCAGGAAAUCACCUUUCAGAAGUUGACACCUGGCAGUGUCAUUGCCUUCAGGAUCAGUUUGGAUCCCACCGCCCAGAAGAUGGUGGGGUUGCUGAGAUUUUAUCUGUCCCAGUUCAGCCCAAAGUACAGGAGAGGCAGCGUGGCAGAUGAAAACCCACCAGAGGCAUUGCAGAAACCUUUGGCACAGCUGAUGUCCAAGGUGACGUUAGCAGACCUGAAUUUCCUGCUGUUUCGCUGUGACGCCGAAGAACAAGAAGAUGGUGGAGGCUGUUACAACAUCCCAGGAUGGGAGACCCUCAAAUACGGCGGACUACAAGGUCUGAUAUCAGUGUUCGCCGAUAUCCGUCCCAAUAAUGACCUGGGCCAUCCUGUGUGUGCUAACCUCAGACAAGGAGACUGGCUGAUAGAGUUUGUCUGUAAUAGAGUGAUGAAGAGAGAGGGACCACUGGCACAAGUGGGUCAGUGGUUGGGAGCCAUGUUUCAUUUCCUGAAACACAUCCCACGCUACCUCAUUCCCUGUUACUUUGACGCCAUCAUGGUAUCAACCUAUACCACAGCCCUGGAUGCAACUUACAAACAGAUGUCGAGUUUUGUCCAGAAUGGCUCCAGCUUUGUUCGACACCUGGCGCUGGGAUCGGUUCAGAUGUGUGGAGUUGGACACCUCCCAGCCCUCCCUCCUCUUUCUGUGAAAAUAGAGGAUGUUCCCUAUCGCAUCAGUCCAAUCACAGGCCAGAAGGAACAGUGCUGUGUCUCACUGGCCGCAGGUCUUCCUCAUUUCUCCUCUGGGAUCUUUCGUUGCUGGGGCAGAGACACUUUCAUCGCUCUCAGAGGCCUGAUGCUGCUCACUGGGAGACACACUGAGGCUCGUGACAUCAUCCUAGCCUUUGCGGGGACAUUGCGUCAUGGUUUGAUCCCCAACCUGCUGGGUGAGGGCCGCUGUGCCAGAUACAACUGCCGUGAUGCUGUGUGGUGGUGGCUGCAGUGUAUCCAGGACUACGCUACCCACGUUCCCCAGGGACAUGAAAUCCUCAGUUGCCCAGUGACACGCAUGUACCCUACUGAUGACUGUGAACCCCGCAAACCUGGAGAGGUGGAGCAGCCUCUGUAUGAUGUCAUCCAGGAGGCUCUGCAGCGCCACCUAGAGGGAAUUUCUUUCAGAGAGAGAAACGCUGGACCUAAGAUAGACAUGCACAUGAAAGAUGAAGGCUUCAGUGUGGUAACCAAGGUGGAUCCAGCCACAGGCUUUGUCACUGGAGGAAACCGCUUCAACUGCGGCACAUGGAUGGACAAAAUGGGAGAGAGUGAGAGAGCGAGGAAUAAAGGCAUGCCUGCUUCUCCGAGAGAUGGAGCAGCAGUGGAGAUAGUCGGUCUCAGUAAGUCAGCUGUUCGCUGGGUCGUGGAGCUCCAUGCUAAAGGACUGUUCCCUUAUGAUGGAGCCAAAGUGAACAGGAAUGGUACGGAGUCGUUCAUCUCCUACUCCCAGUGGAACCAGCAACUCCUGCAUACCUUUGAAGCAGGUUUUUGGGUGUCUGGGGAACCAGAGGACCCCAACGAGAAACACCCUAACCUGGUGCAUAAAAAAGGCAUCUACAAAGACAGCUACGGGGCCUCCAGCGCCUGGUGUGACUAUCAGCUGAGACCCAACUUCACUAUCGCCAUGGUGGUGGCUCCGGAGCUGUUUCCAGUGGAGAAAGCCUGGAAGGCUCUGGAGGUGGCUGAGAACAAACUACUGGGACCACUUGGAAUGAAAACACUGGACCCUGAUGACAUGGUGUACUGUGGCAUCUAUGACAAUGCACUGGACAAUGACAACUACAACCUUGCAAAAGGUUUCAACUACCACCAAGGCCCGGAAUGGCUGUGGCCAGUAGGUUACUUCCUUCGUGCUAAACUCUACUUUGCCAAGAAGCUGGGAGAAAAAACUUACUCUAAAACAUUGAACCUGGUGAAGAAUGUGCUGUCUCGACAUUACACCCACCUGGAGAAGUCUCCAUGGAAGGGUCUGCCAGAACUAACCAAUGAGAAUGGACAGUACUGCCAGUUCAGCUGCGAGACCCAGGCCUGGUCUCUGGCCACUGUGCUGGAGGUCCUGUUUGACCUCUAAACGACCUCUGCAUGGCCAUCAUGUCACAGCAGAGGUCACUGCAACACAACUCUAUAACCUCUGACAUCACUUCCUGUGAUCAGAGUGCUUUCCAUGCAUUCAUAUACAUUGGGAAAGAUCCUGUGUUAAAUACGACAGAAUACUUGGUUUGAAUCUGGUUAACUUCAACAUCAUUGAUCCUUGUCUGAGUUCCUGCUUUGCAACUCAGACUGCAGCUCCAUUGAGUAGUUAGAAAAUAGUAAAUAGUUGUUUGGUGGGCGGCUCCAAUGUGGCCCCCAGAGCUUCGAUUCAUGGUAUUUUCAGUUAUAUUUUUAAACUUUAAGUAAACUGUUUGUUCAUAUAGAAAACUCUUAUUUACCAGCUUUCACAAACAUGCAGCAUAAACACAGGUUUUGCCAGGGUUUUAAAACAAGUAGCAACUCCAGAGCAUAUAUGGUGCCAGGGUUCUCAAGUGUUAAUACUCCCACUGCUGCUCCUUACUAACAUCAAGGCUUAAAACCGUGUGCGUUUCUUGUCACAGUCUUGACCUGGUAACAGAAACAGAAUCUAUUCCUGCCCAAAACUGGUGGAAAACUCUGCAUUUACUGAUCUGAAGUUUUACGGUUCAUCUACUCAAAAAGGGAGAAAUCUCAUCACUGGCUGGUAAUGAACCACAAACUAAACUCUGAGACUGUGUGUAAGAGUGAUGGUUUCUAUCACUCUGACAUGCGUCACACUGUAGCAUCACCUCUGAACCAGAGCUCGGCUCAUAUGUCUCUCACUUGACCCACUUCAGGAUGUUUAUUCGGUUUAAAAACAUUCAGGAGUGGGAUUUUUGAAUGCGAUAUCUGCCAUGAUGAACUGAACUGAUCUCAGCUCAGCCGUGAUAUGAUAGUAUUAUAUAUUAUGCAUCAAAGCACUUUGACUCUACAGCCAGAAGUCUAACAAAUAGAGCAUCCUGUUUAAUGUACCUGGACAGGUUCUCUGUUCCAUUUAUAGGGAGAUAAGCCGUCACCUCUCGUCAUGUUCCCUCUGUGUGAACUAGUGGCCUGAACCUUACGUCUCCAUUAAGUGACUGAUCACAAUCUCUACUUCAAAUCUCCUCUUCCACCUGAUGCCUUUACGCUCAUGUUAUCAAUACCACACACACACGGUCUUCCAGCUGUUUCCCAUUUCACCUGUGCUGUGUCUUCAUCAAUUGACUGUGUAUUCACGUAAAAAGAACUGCCCCUGUGCAUGAAUGUUGUGUGUAACCAUGCUCAUGCCGACAAUGUUGUCUUAUAGCUGUAGAUGUAACACAUGUUGAAUUGUUAGUGACAUAAAUCACCAGCAUUUCUCUCUAAAGAGUGAGUUUGUGUUGAGAUACUAGAGAAUAUAUGCAACACAAACAAUUACAGCUGUUGUGUAAGUGGUUUAAAAACCUGCUGAGAAACGUGACUGUGUGUAACUGCUCUGUCUCUAACCUGUGUGUUUAAAAAUCUUGACUCGA
Molecule: messenger RNA, 6204 nt
Organism: Limanda limanda (common dab)
Lineage: Eukaryota; Metazoa; Chordata; Actinopteri; Pleuronectiformes; Pleuronectidae
Gene: agla
Product: amylo-alpha-1, 6-glucosidase, 4-alpha-glucanotransferase a
Exons: 35
Coding region: 126-4736 (1536 amino acids)
Biological process (GO): glycogen catabolic process; glycogen biosynthetic process
Molecular function (GO): amylo-alpha-1,6-glucosidase activity; 4-alpha-glucanotransferase activity
Source: RefSeq, a predicted model, not a curated record